AUGUCAGUUCAAUUUUCAGAUAUCGACAAGCUAGCAGUCUCCACACUCAGGCUUUUGUCCGUGGACCAGGUCUCGAAGGCCAAUUCGGGGCACCCGGGGGCUCCCCUCGGAUUGGCACCCACGGCGCAUGUUCUGUUGAGACACAUGCACUUGAACCCAACCAACUUGGACUGGAUCAACAGGGACAGGUUCGUGUUGUCCAAUGGGCACGCGUGUGCGUUGCUGUACUCCAUGCUGCAUCUGUGCGGGUACGAUUUCUCGAUUGAGGACUUGAAACAGUUCAGGCAGAUCGACUCGAAGACCCCGGGCCACCCGGAGUUUGAGCUGCCCGGUGUGGAAUUGACCACUGGGCCGCUGGGCCAGGGGAUCUCCAACGCCGUGGGGAUCGCGAUUGCCCAGGAGAACUUUGCCGCCACGUACAACAAACCCGGGUACACUCUGUCGGACUCCUUCACUUACGUGCUUCUCGGGGAUGGAUGCCUGCAGGAGGGGGUCUCCUCUGAGGCGUGUUCUUUAGCGGGUCACUUGAAACUGGGGAAUCUGAUUGCCUUCUACGACGACAACCACAUUACAAUUGACGGUAGCACCAGCUUCUCCUUCGAUGAGGAUGUCUUGAAAAGGUACGAGGCCUAUGGUUGGGAGGUCAUGACAGUCGAGAAGGGGGAUGCAGAUUUGGAGUCCAUCAACAGAGCUCUCGAAUCGGCAAAGAAGAACAAGGACAAACCCACCAUUAUCAAGGUCACCACCACAAUUGGUUUCGGAUCGUUGAACCAGGGCACUGCCGGUGUUCACGGGGCCGCUCUGAAACCAGACGACGUCAAGCAGUUGAAGAAGAAGUUUGGGUUCAACCCAGACAAGUUCUUCACCGUCCCACAGGAGGUUUACGAUUUCUACAAGAAAUCUGUCGUGGAGCCAGGUGUUAAGGCAAACCAACAGUGGGACGAAUUGUUCCGCAAUUACAGGGAAAAGUUCCCUCAAUUGGGGAUGGAACUGGACAGGAGACUGCGUGGGGAAUUGCCAAAAAACUGGGAGCAGAAACUCCCCGUGUUCAAACCAACAGACUCUGCCGUGGCCACCAGAAAGAUCUCGGAGUUGGUCUUGGAGAACAUAUACCCGGUUCUUCCCGAAUUGAUCGGCGGGUCCGCGGAUUUGACACCUUCCAAUCUAACAAGAACCAAAACCGCAAUUGACUUCCAACCACCUUCGUCAGGACUGGGUGACUAUUCGGGGAGAUACAUCCGCUACGGUAUCAGAGAACAUGGGAUGGGCGCCAUCAUGAACGGUAUUUCUGCCUUUGGGGCCAACUACAAACCUUACGGGGGUACAUUCUUAAACUUUGUCUCCUACGCGGCUGGGGCAGUCAGAUUGGCCGCUCUUUCUGGACACACCGUUAUCUGGGUUGCCACUCACGACUCCAUCGGACUAGGUGAGGACGGCCCUACACACCAACCGAUUGAGACUCUUACCCACUUGAGGGCAAUCCCAAACCUUCACGUGUGGAGACCAGCAGACGGGAAUGAAACAAAUGCAGCGUACAAGGCUGCCAUUGAGGCAAAAGGGUCUCCAAGCAUCAUCGCCCUCUCGAGACAAAACUUGCCUCAACUGGAAGGUUCUUGUAAGGACAAGUCGACCAAGGGUGCGUAUGUCGUUCAAGAUGUUGAGAACCCAGACCUGAUCAUCGCGUCCACGGGCUCAGAGGUUCAUUUGUGUAUCGAGGCGGCUAAGAUCCUGGCCUCGAAACCAUCCCCAAUCAAAGUGCGUGUUGUCUCCAUGCCAGAUUUCAUGACGUUCGAUUGUCAGUCUGAAGAAUACAGAGUUUCCGUGCUCCCAGAUGGUAUCCCCAUAUUGUCUGUUGAGGUUGCUGCUACCUCCGGUUGGGGUAAGUACUCACACGAGCAUUUUGGUAUCGACAGGUUUGGGUGCUCAGGUAAAGGUCCGGACGUCUACAAGUUUUUCGAUUUUGUGCCAGAGGGAAUUGCCAAGAGAGCUGAAAAAGUCGCAGACUAUUACAAGGGUAAAACACUCUACUCUCCAAUCAAGAAGGCUUUGCCCUUCAAGAGUACUAAUGUUUGA
Messenger RNA from Huiozyma naganishii CBS 8797, 2073 nucleotides. RefSeq names its product transketolase TKL2 (gene TKL2). Gene Ontology annotation, molecular function: transketolase activity. The record is from RefSeq and is a predicted model, not a curated record. Gene Ontology annotation, cellular component: cytosol. Gene Ontology annotation, biological process: pentose-phosphate shunt. The transcript has a single exon. The coding region runs from base 1 to 2073 and encodes 690 amino acids. NCBI's taxonomy places the organism in Eukaryota, Fungi, Ascomycota, Saccharomycetes, Saccharomycetales, Saccharomycetaceae.